This is a messenger RNA of Poecile atricapillus (Black-capped chickadee), 636 nucleotides long. RefSeq names its product cuticle collagen 2C-like. The record is from RefSeq and is a predicted model, not a curated record. The coding region runs from base 1 to 636 and encodes 211 amino acids. The transcript has a single exon. NCBI's taxonomy places the organism in Eukaryota, Metazoa, Chordata, Aves, Passeriformes, Paridae.
AUGCUGCCCCCGGUCCCGGCGCGGACGGGACGGGGCAGGGGGGCAGCCCCGCCGGGACGCGCCCGCAGCCGCUGUCGCCGGCCCGCUGGCCGAGCCGCCCCGGCGGUGGCGGGGCCGCCUCCCCCGCCCUGCCCUGCCCUGCCCUGCCCGCCGCUGUGUGGCGGGAGGCCGGGCCGCGCCGCCGCUCUCCGGGGAGGGGCCGGAGCCGCUGGCGCCGCGGGCCGGCACGCGAGGGGUCUUAUAACGACAUCCCCGGGCGCGUGCCGCCGGCCGCCGCCGCCAGCCAAUCAGGGCGCGCCGGGGGGGCCGGGCCGCCCGCCGGGGGACACCGCGCGCGGCCGGGGGCGGCGCCCCGCACCGGGGCGGGGGGAGCGGCACGGACCCGACGGAGCCCCCGCGGCACGGCCCGGCACAGCCCGGCACCCCUCGGCACCGCCCGGCACAGUCCGGCACCGCCCGGCACAGUCCGGCACCGCCCGGCACUGCCCCGCACCGCCCGGCACUGCCCCGCACCGCCCGGCACCGCCGCAGCCGCUCGCACCGACGGGGCCCGCACGUCGGGCGAGGGGCCCCGGAUGGCCUCGGCACCUCUUCCCGCGAACCGCUACCGAAACGCGCCUCUUGGCUUUCACAUAA